AUGGCUGGGACUCCAGAGAUCAAAAACAUUCAAGGUCGAAUUGCAGACUUAUUAGAUUUGCGAUUUGAAAAGGAAACUGAAGAAGGAAGAGCAGCUCAGUUAUGGCAUAGACUUCAGGAAAAGAAGAAGGUUUUUGUUAUCCUUGAUGAUGUUUGGAAGGAAUUCAACUUGGCAGAUAUAGGAAUUCCAUUUGGUGAUAAUCACAAGGGUUGCAAAGUUCUUUUAACAACGCGACUUCAACAUGUAUGUACCAGAAUGGGAAGCCAGAAGAGGAUUCAAUUAGAUGUUUUAUCCAAUGAUGAAGCAUGGACCUUGGUCAAACACAAUGCUGGUCUAAGCGAAUUCUCUGGCUAUGGUAAACUGGAUGAGGUAGCGCAAAAAGUUUCCAGAGAAUGCCGGGGUUUGCCUCUUGCAAUUGUAACUAUUGCCAGGGCUUUAAGAGAAAAAACUCUAGAUGAGUGGAUGGUAGCAAAUCAACAACCGAAAAGCUCUCAACUUGUAGAGAAUCAAGAUUUCUGUCAGGACAUUUAUGGAUGUCUUAAGUUCAGUUAUGAUUAUUUGAAGGGAAGGAAAAUCAAGUUAUGUUUCUUUUUAUGUUCCCAUUUCCCCGAAGACUACGAAAUUAGUGUGGAGGACUUAACUAGAUAUGUAAUUGGGCAAGGCCUAUUCCAAGAUGUUGACUUCAUUGAAGAUACGAGGAGAGAAGCAAGAGUUAUAUUAACCACACUCCAAUGUGCUGGAUUGUUGUUGGACACUAGCAAUGAAGGAACUGUGAAAAUGCAUGAUGUAGUUCGUGAUUUUGCUCAUUGGAUAGCAUCAGAAGGAGAGAGCCAGUUGAUGAUAAAAGCAGGCCUUGGGUUAAAGGAAUGGCCACAUUCUGAGACCUUGGCAUGUUGUACAACAAUCUCCUUGAUGAACAACAAAAUAGGACAUCUUCCUGAGGACUUGGCAUGCCCAAAACUGGAAACUUUAUUGUUGAGUGGCAAUGAUUUGGUGGGAUUUUCGAAUGCAUCUUUUAAAGGGAUGAAAUCCCUCAAAGUAUUAACUCUUUCAGUUAGUUUGUUGUCAUCACUGGAAGGACUUCUACCUUUGACAAACCUGAAAAGUUUAUGCCUGCGGGGAUGCAAACUUUGCGACAUCUCAUCAUUGUGUAUGCUAAAGAAACUUGAGAUUCUUGACUUCCGUGGUUGUUUUCUCGAAAAGGUACCAGAUGAAUUGGGGCAACUGAAUAACUUAAAAUUGCUAGAUCUGUCCUAUGUUGGUGGGAACUGGAUGAUUCCACCUAAUCUGAUACAAAAGCAGUCCAAGCUAGAAGAGCUUUAUACUGUUGAUUCUAGAUUUAGCAGUUGGACAACUGGAGGAACAGGUGAGUUGGCAACCGCUGCUAGCAUAUCAGAACUGAAUUCAUUGUCCCGUUUGACUGCACUAACAAUGAAGGCUAAUUGUAUACGUCUUCCACAAGAUUUUGUCUUCCCUAAAUUACAAAGUGUCAUGGGUCACCAAAGUCUUGUUCCGAGCUUGGAUCAAAUGGGGCUAAAUAAUUUGACUCUUCUUCGGCUUAGACAUUGCAGAGAUAUUCAAUGCCUCAUUCACACAGCCCUUCAGCAGGUUCCAGCCAUUUCGCUAUUUAAUUUGGUAGUAUUAUGCCUGGAAGAUAUGGUUCACUUGAAAGAGCUAUGUAACGGUCCGCAUCCAACAGGCUUUCUCCACAAAUUAGAAAAGUUUACAGUAAAAAAUUGUCCUACUAUGAUCUCUACAGUUCCAGUUGUGAAAAAUUUAAGCGAGGCGACCGUCAUAAACUGUCCUAGGUUGCUAGAGGUAUUCCAGUUGGAUAAUCUUCUAAACACCAAGGAAGAAAAUCAUGCCUCACUACUUUCGCAUUUGACUCAUUUGGAGCAGGAGUUAUUACCUAACUUGAGGUGUAUAUGGCAGGGACCGGUCCAAUGUGUAAGUAUUCAAAGUCUUUGGACUGUGAAAGUUCAUAGUUGUGAUAAACUGACUUCUCUCUUCUCUCCAGUGCAUGCUCAAGGUCUUUUGCAGCUUGAAACACUUGAAAUACAUGACUGCUCUGGCGUGAAGCAUAUUAUCACAGAAACAAUCCACUCUGAUAACCAUCCUCUGUGCUUGCCAAAGUUAACAACCCUAAAGAUCUCUUGUUGUGAUAUUUUGGAAUAUGUUUUUCCAAUCUCUAUGGGCCCCGAUUUUCCACAGCUGAAAGAAAUUAACAUUACUUCUUGUACUCUACUGAAACAAGUUUUCAGCCCUGGAAAAGAAAUGGAUGGGAAGGACAUUGUUCUACCCCAGCUACGGUCCUUACAAUCUUUGGAAGUGUUAGAAGUUGAGGAAUGCCCCAUGUUGGCACCUUUCGUUUUUGAAGAGAUGAUGAGGGCUUAUAUUAAGAGGGUAUAUUCACAGAAAUUAUGGCUCUGUAAGGUUGGAAAUAACUGUCAACCAUGCAACAAUGUUAGCCUCCAGGGAAGACAAAGUGCAUCUGGUAUGGAAUAUUUAAGAGUUGGUAACUGUGAAGAGAUAUUUCAACUCGAAGGCGCAUUCUUCCUCUCAAGUUUGGAUAACCUAUACUCGAAGGAUCUACAAGAUUUACAAGUGAUAUGGAAGGGCCCUACACAAAUUGCUACCCUUAAGCAUCUUACUCAUUUGGAAAUAGUUGAAUGCAAAAGACUAAGAUAUAUCUUUUCACCUAUGUUUGCUCCAAAUUUUCCGCAAUUGAGAGAUCUACAUUUGAAAGGAUGUGAGGAACUGGAGCAAAUCAUUGCCAUUGAUCAAACUUUAUUAUCAUCCUCAAAGGGUCAUCUUCGGCCUAACAGCUUUCCUAAUCUGACCAAAAUGUUGAUCAACAACUGCAACAAGUUGAAAUACGUGUUUCCUAUUAGUGCUGCUCAAGAUCUUCCAAAACUUGAAGAGUUGAAAGUAGAAGGGGGGUCUGAAUUGGAGCAUGUUUUUGAACAUGAAGAUAAGCCAACAUUAUAG
This is a messenger RNA of Durio zibethinus, 2988 nucleotides long. NCBI's taxonomy places the organism in Eukaryota, Viridiplantae, Streptophyta, Magnoliopsida, Malvales, Malvaceae. The record is from RefSeq and is a predicted model, not a curated record.